GCCUGUUGCGUUCCCACCAGCACACUGUUGUUACCUGUAAGGUUGCCGUAACGGUGAUUGACCGCAUGGAGCGCAGGCAAAACAACGGUGGACCGCAAGUCAUAGUCCACCCUCAUUUCGUGAAAACCGGCAUCAUUCUCUUUAUGAUUUUUGGGAUCAGCCUCCCAAAUCAAAAUGUUUGUUACACCCACUUUUGGAAUGUUGUGUUGUAUGUUACCCGAAGCAAGAUCAUUCCAGGAAUCCACAACUUGACUGACAGUCUGCGCUUUGAGCGAGAGAAAGAAAAAGAGGGAGUAAUUUCGCUACAGAGAGGGAGAAAGAAUUUCGCGCUCUGACGCAAACUCACUGGCAUGAAGAAGGCCGAGAUCGACAUCACAUUACCGAGCAUGCCCACGGAUGAAGAGAUUUCGGAUGAUGUGGAGAGCGCUACCACAGAGGACGCCGUGUUUGCCGAGCUGGCCGAGCGGCUGGCGGCGGCCGGCGGCGAGCAGCAACCUGGCUCUGAGGCGCUCUUCCUGCAGGCGCACCGGCUGGUCAACACCAGCCACAAGCUGCGUCACGGCUCGCGCCACGUGCGCCGCCAGAUGGAGCUGCUGCUGCGCGAGCGGGCCCGGCUGGCGCUGCUGGUCAGCGAAGCCGGUGGACACCUGACCGCAGAGCGGGCGGCCGGCAGCGACAGCGGCGCGCCAAGCGGCGAGGGCGGCCACGGCGUCACGGGACAGGGGACCCAGGCUGCCGCCGCCGGCCUUGGCGCCGAGAACUGACGCGGGGUAGACCAACAGGAAGCCGAUCGUGUGGCUGGCUGGCUGUGUUCCAGGCGCUGAGAAGCGAGGGCGGCCUUUUGACCAGGGGGCGGGUGACCGACGCUCCUACCAUGGAAGGUGGCGCCCGCAGAAGAGGUGCUUGUUAAGGGCCUGGGAGCAGGCAGCCGGGAAGGCUCGAGCUCUAGUGAUCGGGGUUCCCCGGCUCGCCUUGAUCACUAACGGCGCCGGGCACUCUUGUUGUGCGGUGAAGUGUGUGAUCCAUUGGGGCUCUUUUUGAUGAGUUCAUCGUACAAUAGUUGUUUUGCUGCAUAUGCACGCGUGUUGACCAAAACAGUCGGACGUUCGAAUAGCCACGUUCGUUUUUGGAGGCAUUCGCCGGAACCCAUUCGUAAAGCCUCCACAUGAAACGUGUGGAGGCUCUGUGCGCCAGUGCCUCACGCGAACUCGUACUCGGCUGUCCGUCGACAUAUUCAUGGUGGCCUUGCAGCAGAGGCUCUUGAAAAUACAACAUUACGUUCGAUCUA
Pollicipes pollicipes is the source of this 1288-nucleotide messenger RNA. RefSeq lists its product as uncharacterized. The record is from RefSeq and is a predicted model, not a curated record. NCBI's taxonomy places the organism in Eukaryota, Metazoa, Arthropoda, Thecostraca, Pollicipedomorpha, Pollicipedidae. The coding region runs from base 351 to 764 and encodes 137 amino acids. The transcript has 2 exons.